Candida albicans SC5314 is the source of this 867-nucleotide messenger RNA. RefSeq lists its product as uncharacterized. Lineage: Eukaryota; Fungi; Ascomycota; Pichiomycetes; Serinales; Debaryomycetaceae. Bases 1 to 867 code for a protein of 288 amino acids. The record is from RefSeq and is a predicted model, not a curated record. The transcript has a single exon.
AUGACAACUAGAUUUAAUCUACCGGGGACAUUUCCUAUUGAUGAUGAAAUACCGUCUGCACCAGCAAACACCACCUAUUCAACAGUUUCAAGCACAGCAACUGAACUCAUAGAAUCACAACAAAACUUCCAAUUCAACAAUAAUCAACUAAUACACAACAAGACAAAAUAUCAAUUUGAUAUUCUAACACAAAUUGACGCUUUAGUUUAUAUUAUAAUUUUUUAUCAAUUUGUAAAAUUUUGCCAUUCUGCUUGUUUGAUCCCCUUGGUACUUCAUUUGGUAUUGCAAAUAUUAUUGAAUUCAAAGAUUGUGACACAGAAUAGCCAAGUGCCCAAUUUGUUAUCAUUUUUAUCAAACGAAGAUAAUCAAGAUACCAGAGAAAGAAUAUAUGAAACUUUCAUACAUAAAUACUGUUACUUGUUGUAUAUAAAGACUAUUCUUGUGAUUUUGUAUCAUACAUUAUUUGUUGCAACAUGGGUGAUGUAUUUAGUCGAUACUCAACAAUUACAGAAACUAAAUCAUGGAACUUGGUGGUUUAUUUCAUUCAUUGGUGAAGAAACUCCUGUAAUUGAUAAAUCUACCCCAUAUUGGUUGAAAUUGUUCGAGUUGGGAUUGUUUCAAUUGAUCUUCACUGAUGUAUUGAUUUUGUUUCUACAAUUGGCAUUGUACCAAUGCAUUUAUAAGCAAAGUGAUGCAUUUCACUUGGAUCGACGUUUAAAUGAGAAAGAGGUGUACAUAAUAAGAACCAAUGCCGACAGUACAAGUGGUAUAGAUGACCAGAGUGUGGUAACUGAUGCCGAUGGAGUUCCCACAGUUUUGAAAAUACGACUAUUUGAAUGUUUCAAAUCUGAUGCUUAUGCGUAUUGA